Molecule: messenger RNA, 1125 nt
Organism: Aspergillus calidoustus
Lineage: Eukaryota; Fungi; Ascomycota; Eurotiomycetes; Eurotiales; Aspergillaceae
Source: the annotation of a GenBank genome assembly
AUGGCGUUCUCAAUCCUGCUUUCUCUGUUCGCUCUCCUCCCAGUGGCAUUCGCAAACAAACCGCGCUGCUUUGAAUUCAACCAUCCAAUCCAUGUAUCUCUGACUGUUCCAACAUUCAACGUGCCAGAGUUCAGCAACAGCUACGAAUCAACCGCAUUCCUCACUGCGUCUGUCUCUCGCAACGCAAAUCUCAGCUCGCUUGUGACUGGAGAGACACAAAUUAACCAGAGCUUUAACAUCCAUUUCCAGUACUGUGAGCCUGAGAAGUCUACAAGGGCACCUGAUGUCCUCCAGGUGCUCUCCCAUGGUGUUGGGUUUGAUCAUUCGUACUGGAGCUUUGGUGACAAGAACUACAACUACAUCACCUCCGCAACGACCAAUGGCUACGCAACACUGUCCUACGACCGCCUCGGCGUCAGCCUUUCUGAGCACGCCAAUCCAUACUCCGAGAUCCAAGUCCCAACCCAAGUCGCUCUCCUCGCAGAAAUAUCCAGGUUACUUCAGAGCGGAAAACUGAACAAGCGAAUUCCCAAAACAAAGAAACUAGUCCAUGUCGGCCACAGUUUUGGGUCCCUUAUCACAAACGGCCUUAUUGCAGCCAACCCAUCACUAUCGGAUGCUGUGGUUCUGACAGGAUUCAGCCACAAUACCUCCUGGACGCCCCUUUUCGAACUAUGUCUUGGAUUCGAGCUCGCGCGCACGAAUAACCCGACUCGCUUCCACCGUUAUGAGUCAGGAUACCUUACCUGGGGCAACGAGUACGAUAAUCAAUGCGCGUUCUACACGUAUCCCUUCUUCGAUACGCCUGUUCUCAAGGAAGCCGAGAGUAUCAAGGCCCCCUUUGCCAUUUCAGAGCUUCUUUCCUUUGCGAGCGUCCCAUUGGCUGCUCCGAAGUUUACCGGGCCAGUACUUAUGCUGUCCGGACAAUCGGAUCUACCAUUUUGUGGCGGAGACUGUACCGGUGUGCUUGAGGGGCCCGAAUCACUUUCUCCGUUUGUCUUUCCGAGUGCGUCGCCUUUUGCGGCUUACAUCCAGCCGAAUACGGGGCAUGCCGUGAACCUGCAUCAUAAUGCCUCCGCUGCGUAUGAGGUCAUUCAUGGCUUUCUAAAGCAGUAUGCCCACUGA